Fusarium oxysporum Fo47 is the source of this 615-nucleotide messenger RNA. Its product is annotated as EthD domain-containing protein. Bases 1 to 615 code for a protein of 204 amino acids. NCBI's taxonomy places the organism in Eukaryota, Fungi, Ascomycota, Sordariomycetes, Hypocreales, Nectriaceae. The record is from RefSeq and is a predicted model, not a curated record. The transcript has a single exon. Gene Ontology annotation, molecular function: oxidoreductase activity.
AUGAACCAACUCGCUUCGCUAUUACUUCUCGCCUCUGCCCUUUCCGGCAAUGCAGCUGCAUCACCUAAAGGCCCUCCAUCAAACACAGGCCUGCUACAGAUGGUUACGUACGUCAAGCGUAACCCCAACAUGACGCUCGACGAAUUCUGGCAGUAUUGGGAUACCCAUCAUGCUCCCAAGGUGAUCCCUCUAGCAACGCACUUUGGCAUCGCUCGAUACCAACAGGUAGGCUUGACCCUAUCCCACUCCUAUAGUGUCUCCCUGUAUUUGGAUCGGACUGACAUUUUCUUUGCUCAGGUCCGAGUCGCAGGAAAGAUUGUCCCAACCGAUGCCGGCGUCACCGAGCCGGUAUCGAAUGACCUCGUGAAUUUUGACGGAAUCGCCAUGUUCCUUUACGAGUCGGCUGAUGUCUUGAUUGAUAUGCUCUCUCAUCCUUACUAUGUCAAUGUCGUUGAACCAGAUGAGCAUGUCUUCAUUGACAAGUCAGCUCAUGGAAAUGGCAUGGUCGCUACAUACAUCGGCGAGCAUAUCGAUGCAGUGGACGAUGCCAAAAGUGUUUGGAAGGGAGACAAGAAGACACUUUCGAAAUACCAGAAGUUGUUCAAGAAGUAUUGA